This is a messenger RNA of Pogoniulus pusillus (Red-fronted tinkerbird), 5891 nucleotides long. RefSeq names its product adaptor related protein complex 3 subunit delta 1 (gene AP3D1). The coding region runs from base 188 to 3868 and encodes 1226 amino acids. Gene Ontology annotation, cellular component: endosome membrane; terminal bouton; presynaptic endosome. NCBI's taxonomy places the organism in Eukaryota, Metazoa, Chordata, Aves, Piciformes, Lybiidae. The transcript has 33 exons. Gene Ontology annotation, biological process: synaptic vesicle membrane organization; anterograde synaptic vesicle transport; neurotransmitter receptor transport, postsynaptic endosome to lysosome. The record is from RefSeq and is a predicted model, not a curated record.
GGCUCGCUGCCGGCAGCGCUCCCCGCAGCCAGCCCUGCCGCCCGGCCCGGCAUGUGAGCGGCGCGCUCCUGCUGCUCUCCCCCGGCUCUCACGGCAGCAGCAGCCGCGGCCGUCUCCCCCCUCGGCUGGGCCCGGCCCAUACAGCCCCGAGCGCAGGCCCCGCGGCCCCCCCGGCCCCGCCGCCGCCAUGGCGCUGAAGAUGGUGAAGGGCAGCAUCGACCGCAUGUUCGACAAGAACCUGCAGGACCUGGUGCGCGGGAUCCGCAACCACAAGGAGGACGAGGCAAAAUACAUCUCCCAGUGCAUCGAUGAGAUCAAGCAGGAGCUGAAGCAGGACAACAUCGCGGUGAAGGCCAAUGCAGUCUGCAAGCUCACCUACUUACAGAUGCUGGGCUACGACAUCAGCUGGGCUGCUUUCAACAUCAUCGAAGUCAUGAGUGCCUCCAAGUUCACCUUCAAAAGAAUUGGCUACCUGGCUGCCUCUCAGUGCUUUCAUGAAGGAACUGAUGUCAUUAUGCUGACUACUAACCAGAUCAGAAAGGAUCUGAGUAGCCCUAACCAGUAUGAUACUGGAGUUGCACUGACUGGCUUGUCCUGUUUUGUUACUCCAGAUCUUGCCAGGGACUUGGCAAAUGACAUCAUGACCUUGAUGUCCCACACCAAGCCCUACAUCAGGAAGAAGGCAGUGCUCAUCAUGUACAAGGUCUUUCUGAAGUACCCAGAGUCCCUCCGGCCUGCGUUCCCCCGCCUGAAGGAGAAGCUGGAAGACCCAGACCCUGGUGUCCAGUCUGCUGCAGUCAAUGUCAUCUGCGAGCUGGCUCGACGCAACCCCAAGAACUACCUGUCCCUUGCUCCCCUCUUCUUCAAGCUGAUGACUUCAUCAACCAACAAUUGGGUUCUCAUUAAAAUCAUCAAACUGUUUGGUGCUCUUACUCCAUUAGAACCUAGACUGGGGAAGAAGCUGAUAGAGCCUCUGACCAACCUCAUCCAUAGCACCUCAGCCAUGUCCCUCUUGUAUGAAUGUGUGAACACAGUCAUAGCAGUGUUGAUCUCUCUGUCCUCUGGGAUGCCGAACCACAGUGCCAGCAUCCAGCUUUGUGUUCAGAAGUUGAGGAUCCUGAUAGAAGAUUCAGACCAGAACUUGAAGUACCUGGGGCUGUUGGCUAUGUCCAAGAUCCUGAAGACCCAUCCCAAGUCGGUGCAGUCUCACAAGGAUCUCAUCCUGCAGUGCCUGGAUGACAAAGAUGAAUCCAUCCGGCUCAGAGCUUUGGACCUGCUCUAUGGCAUGGUAUCAAAGAAGAACCUGAUGGAGAUAGUGAAGAAACUGAUGAUCCACGUGGACAAAGCCGAGGGCACCACCUACCGCGACGAGCUGCUGACCAAGAUCAUAGACAUCUGCAGCCAGUCCAACUACCAGUACAUCACCAACUUUGAGUGGUACAUCAGCAUCUUGGUGGAGCUGACCCGCCUGGAGGGGACGCGGCACGGGCACCUGAUAGCAGCUCAGAUGUUGGAUGUGGCCAUCAGGGUCAAAGCCAUCCGUAGAUUUGCAGUCUCCCAGAUGGCCAUGCUGCUGGACAAUGCUCACCUCCUAGCCAGCAACACCCAGAGGAAUGGCAUCUGUGAGGUGCUCUAUGCUGCUGCCUGGAUCUGUGGGGAGUUCUCCGAACACCUGGAAGAAGCAAACCAAACCUUAGAAGCAAUGUUGAGGCCUAAAGUGACAACUCUGCCAGGCCACAUCCAGGCAGUCUACGUGCAGAACAUGGUGAAGCUCUAUGCCUCCAUCCUGCAGCAGAAGGAGCAGGCAGGGGAGAAGGAAGCAGCUCAGGAGAUCACCCAGCUGAUGAUCGAGCGAUUGCCUCAGUUUGUGCAGAGUGCAGAUCUGGAAGUUCAGGAGAGGGCUUCUUGCAUCUUGCAACUGAUCAAAUACAUUCAGAAGCUACAAAUCAAAGAAGUCCCUGUGGCUGAGGAAGUCACAGCUCUGUUUGCUGGUGAGCUCAACCCUGUGGCUCCUAAGGCACAGAAGAAAGUCCCAGUUCCAGAGGGCUUGGACCUCGAUGCCUGGAUCAAUGAACCUCCUUCUGACAGUGAGUCUGAGGAGGAGAAGCCCAAAACCAUUUUCCAUGAUGAAGAACAGAGGCACUCCAGGCACAGGCAGCCAGAGAUAGAUGAAGAGGAGCUGGCCAGAAGGCGAGAAGCCAGGAAACAGGAGCAGGCCAACAACCCUUUUUACAUCAAAAGUUCUCCUUCCCCACAGAAGCGGUACCAGGACACUCCAGGUGUGGAACACAUCCCUGUGGUCCAGAUCGACCUCUCUGUCCCCUUAAAAGUCCCAGGAAUGCCCAUGUCUGACCAGUAUGUGAAGCUGGAAGAGGAAAGGAGGCAUAAACAGAAACUGGAGAAAGACAAGAAGAAGAAGAAGCAGAAGAAGGAGAAGAGAGGCAAACACCACAGGCACAACUCCCUGCACACGGAGAGCGAGGAGGACAUCGCCCCCGCGCACCGCGUCGACAUCAUCACCGAGGAGAUGCCAGAGAAUGCUUUGCCCAGUGAUGAAGAUGACAAAGAUCCCAAUGAUCCCUACAAGGCAUUGGAUAUAGACCUGGAUAAUCUGGUUUCAGGGAAGCCUUCCAGACCCUUAGCAGACAGUGAGAAGCUGCCGGUGCAGAGACACAGAAACGUCGAGGCCCUGAAGUCGCCGGACUCAGAGGCUCCUCUAGUGGAGAAGAAGAGCAAGAAACCCAAAAAGAAGGAGAAGAAACACAAAGAGAAAGAGAGGGAAAAAGACAAAGGAAAGAAGAAAGAGAAAAAGGUGGUGGAGGAAGAAGAGGAGGAGAAAAAGGGAGAAGAUUUGGAUUUCUGGCUCUCCACUGCUCCACCUCCUGCUUCCACUCCCCAGCCACAGGGGGAGCCUGAGACAAGUGCUGCAUUGGUGGCUGAGCCUCAAGAGGUGAAAAAGGAAGAAAGGGAGGAGCAAGAGGAGGAGGAGGAGGAUGAAGGAAAGAAAUCCUCCAAGCAUAAGAAGAAAAAGCACAAGAAAGAGAAAGAAGAGAAAUCAAAGGACAAAAAGAAAGCCAAGAAGAAAAGUCAGCACAGCGAGGAGGAGGAGGCGACGGAGUCGGUGCAGAACGGAACGCUAGAGGAUGAGCCACUGCCACCCAUGUCCAGUUACCGCCUGCUGGCCGAGAACCCUUACAUCAAAAUGACCUAUGACAUCCAAGGCAACCUGCAGCAGGACAGCCAGGUGACUGUCUCUGUCAUCUUUGAGAACAAGAGCAGCAGCUUCCUCAAGAGCAUGGAGCUGAACGUCCUGGACUCUCUCAACACUAAAAUGCUCAGACCAGAAGGAUCAUCAGUCCACGAUGGGAUACCUGUGCCCUUCCAGCUGCCCCCUGGAAUCUCUAACGAAGCCCAGUUUGUGUUUACACUGCAGAGCAUUGUGAUGGCUCAGAAGUUAAAAGGAACCCUCUCCUUUAUAGUCAAAAAUGAUGAAGGUUCAACCCACGACAAACUUGAUUUCAAACUGCACUUCAGUUGUGCUUCAUACUUGAUCACCACCCCCUGCUAUAGUGAUGCUUUUGCCAAGCUCCUGGAGUCUGGAGAUCUGCACAUGAGCUCCAUCAAAGUCGAUGGGAUUAGCAUUUCUUUCCAACACCUGCUGGCAAAGAUCUGUUUUCAUCAUCAUUUUUCAGUGGUGGAGCGCGUCGACUCCUGCGCCUCCAUGUACAGCCGCUCCAUCCAGGGCCACCACGUCUGCCUGCUGGUCAAAAAGGGAGACAACUCCAUAUCCAUAGAUGGGAAGUGCAACGAUUCCACUCUGCUUAGCAACUUGUUGGAUGAGAUGAAAGAGACAUUGUCCAAGUGCUGAAUGUUCCUUCUCCACUCUUCCAACCCCACACCUGAGAUGUAAAGAUGAGCAGACCCAAGUGUUAAGUUUCUCCCUGGUCUGCAUGUUCUCCCCUGGGGCACCUCCUGCUUUUCAGUUCCCCCUCCUCCACCACCACUCUCUGCCCUUUUAGAACCAUUCUAAGGUUGGAUGUUCCUCUUUUGCUUUCCAAUUUCUUUUCUCUUCCUUGAUUUCAAACCUUUUUACCACCUGUGCUGUUUUCUAGCCCAAAGAGAUCCUGCUGAUGUGACUGGAGGGGAAGGGAAGGGAAGGGAAGAGUGGGAGCUCAUCACCCUUCACCACCUGCAGGGGUCUGGGGGGACUGGUGGUGGAUGAAGCAGAAAUCUCAGCACCAGUUUAGCACAGAGCUUGUGCUUGCUGCCAGGGAAGGUUGAUGUGAUCCAUAGCCAUGGGAUUAUGUCUUCAGGGCUGCUGUAGGUGAUGUAUAUUUCUAGCAGAGGCUGGUGCUGGACCUAAAAAGGCCUCUUGGAGUUAUUGGUUUUUGGGGUUGUUUGGGGUUUUUUUUUAUUAUAUAUAUAUAUAUAUAUGAUUUAUUAUUAUUCUUCUUCUCAAGAUCUCUUGUGAUCAGCAUAUAAACAUCCUCCCCCUGUCCUCCAGCUGAUCCCAGUGAGCACUGGGAUCUUGUGAGUUUGUCUGUAGUAGGUUUUUUUUUGCCUUCAGCCUUAACCUGCUUCUAGCCACAGCUGAAAGAAUCCAGAGGGGAACUCAAGGGACAGGCUGCAAGUGUGGUGCUGGUUGGUUCUCUGCUCCUCUUGACCACCCCUGGUAGGCCUCUCCCCUACCAGCAGUCCCUUUCUGAGAGGUUUUUUUAUUGAGUCCACUUCAAUUUCACAUUCCUGAGAGGUUAGCAACUGGAAAUCCCAAGGGGAUCUGUUCCUGCUCUUGGACCGUUUGGCUCACCAGAGGAGGUUCACUGCUACCAGGUUAGCACCCAGCUGUGGCAUCCCCCUGUGCUCCCAGCAGCUGCAGGAACAGCCCUGAGCCCUCCCUCUGUGCAGUGAAGUCAGAGAUGUUGUGCUCCUGUCCCCAUAGUGGCCCCUGGACCUGCCCUGGCAGCAGUGGUGCAGAUUCAGCAGCAGAGGUGUAGCCAGGUCCCUGCAGCAGGGCUCUCCUCUCCUGGCUGGCAGGAUGAGGAGCUGCUGUGGGCUCCUCUCUGCAGCAGGUUCCUUCAGAGGGGAGAGAGAGAGAGAAGGCUCACCCUGCCCUGUGGAGUCCCUGGGUGGAGUGGGGAUGUCACCAACUCCUUCACAGAGCUGCUCCAUGGAUGUUCUCCUCCAGAGUAUCUUGCUUUCCAUUCUGUAUUUAUUUCUCCCCCUCCCACUUCUUUUCCUUGCUGUUAAGGACUCAACCUGAACAGUUUUGCCUCAAGGCACAGGUCAGGAGCUGCAGGUUGCCCUUCCCAGAAGGGUCCCCCAGGGAGGGGUUGGGUUGAUCUCUACCUCUCCAGCACUGCCACCAACCACUCCAGCUAUCAGCAACUGAACAGGGAACAGGCUGAAGCCUUCAUCUUCCCCUUCAGGUGGGGGUCUUUGUCCUCUAAGCUCUUCACUCCCUCCCCAUGUGAAGGUCUCUCUGGGCCAGCUUCAUGUUCUGAGGCUGCUGACAUGCUGCAGGGGUUGAUUUGCUGGUGAAUGGAGUAAGGAUUUGGCAUUGAUCAACCUCCUCUUGGUUAGCUGCUUUGUGGAUGAGACACUGAAGCUACUCAAAUUGUCUUUCAAGGGUUCUGGUCCUCAGUUAGUGGUUUGGGGGUUGUUUUUUUUGGUUCUUUCAUGGAUGAAAAGUGUCACUUUAGCAUGUAGAGUCCUCCUCUUCCAGAACCCUGUGCUUUGGAAGCUGUCUGCUGUGUUACAGUCACAGAUUUAUUUGCUGUCAACAUUCCCUUGAAGACAGAAGGAAGGAAGGAAACAAAACCAACCUCCCACAAGCUGCUGUAAUGAUUUUUGUGUCAAGAUGAUCCAAUAAACUUUCAAAACAGAGGUCAAAA